Messenger RNA from Daldinia childiae, 834 nucleotides. RefSeq names its product Tyrosine-protein phosphatase. NCBI's taxonomy places the organism in Eukaryota, Fungi, Ascomycota, Sordariomycetes, Xylariales, Hypoxylaceae. The record is from RefSeq and is a predicted model, not a curated record. Gene Ontology annotation, molecular function: phosphoprotein phosphatase activity. Bases 1 to 834 code for a protein of 277 amino acids. The transcript has 2 exons. Gene Ontology annotation, biological process: dephosphorylation.
AUGGCCGACGCUGCCGCCCUCCUCAAGCUCUCCGAGACCGACGUCUCGCAGGAAAUCACCAAGGAGCAGUACAUCCCAGUUCUCACGAACCCGCCCUUCGUGUUCGUCGACGGCACCUUCAACACGCGAGACAUCGGGCUAGUUCCCGGUAGUCCGAUCCGCUCUAACUUCGCUUUCCGAUCCGGUGCUCUCGUUCGGCUGACAGACAACGGCCGUGCUGUGCUUGAGGGUAAGCUAGGCGUCAAGCGUGUGUUCGACUUACGGUCUCCUGAGGAGCGCGCGGGUGCCCCGGACCCCGCGCUUCAGGAUGUCGAGAACACCUGGAUCGAGAGCACACGGCCCGACUCGACGCCCGAGCUAGACCACUUUGUCCCCGGUGAGGGCGAGGAUGGGUACCGUGAGAUGUACCUCGAGGUCAUAGAUGUGUACCAGGAGAGCUGGAAGGCGAUUCUAGAACAUGUUAGGGAUCGACCGAGCGACCCGUUCCUGGUCCACUGCACUGCCGGACGCGACCGAACGGGCGUACUUUCCGGUCUUCUGCUAGCCCUUGCCGGCGCGUCGCAAGAAACCAUAAUCCUAGACUACAUGCUAUCGCGCAUAGGGACCGAGCCAGUUCGGUUGAUGCUUUUGGAGUUCGCGGUAGCCGGUUCGCAUGCGAAGAGCAAGGAACAGCCGGGUUUCCACAAUUUGAUCAAUCUGCGGGCCUCGAGCUGGAACGCGUUUGUCGACGGCGUGCAGAAGGAGUACGGCGGCUUCGAGAAAUUCGUUACGGAUAAGCUAGGGUUUUCAAAAGAUGAUUUGGCGAAGAUCAAAGCGAAUUUAAUAAGCUCUUAA